AUGGCCACUGCAAAGGAUGACCCGCACCUGGGCGCAGGCCCAUCCGAGGAUACAGAUAUCCUCCUGGAUGAUUCUGACUCAGGAAGUGUGCUUUCUGAUGACUCGGUACUUCCUGACUAUGACCAGGAUUCUUUGUGCUCGUACAAAGAACCAGCUAAAACACUGUACGAGGCCUGUGCUAAGAAUGAUCCCACCUCCCUGCGCAGGAUCAUGGAGAGAGGAGUGACUAAAGAAGAAGCCAUGGAGCUGGACAUCAAUGGCAGGACUGCACUGAUGGUGGCUGUGAGCAAGGGAUUCGUAGACAUGGUCUCCAUGCUACACAUAUGUCCACUAAUAGACGUGAACCACCAAGACAAGGAUGGCAACACUGCUAUCAUGAUUGCUGCACAAGCAGGCUUUAUCAGCAUUCUAAACUAUAUCCUUAACUACUACUCUGGUGUGGACACUGAGGUCAGGGAUCCUCGGGGCUUCACGGCCCUAAUCAAGGCAGGUCUGCAGGGCCGAGAAGAGUGUGUGUCAGCACUGCUAAUGCAUGGUGCAGAUAUAAAUGCGAUGGAUCUGGUCCAAGGGAGAGGCCUAAAGGACUGGGUCCUUAGGACAGGAAGGUUUGAGACUAUGAACAGACUACGACGCCUGCAGGCUCAUCCUGUCGCUGAGCAGUUCUGUGAAAGCUACAUUCCUGAGUGGCCUGAGUUGAAUCAACUGGUAGCAAAGGCCACUGCCACCAAAACAGCUAGUCAGAAGUUGAAACAGCGCUUAAAGGACAGUGUUACUUUCAACUUCCCUCGGGACCCCGAGGACAAUGGGGUCAUGGACCAUUUGGUGCGGAUGACCACAAGCAUCCACAGCCCCCUCAUAGCCACUGGUUGUCGUCCACUCUGUCCCACCAGCCCUCCAGAGAUUGGCAAGCGACGGUUUGCAGUUCCUGAACUACUUGAAAAGCACAGCAGCAAGGAGCUGGAGGAGAGCACAGUGUCCCACAGUAAUGGUUCCGUCACUUCAGCUUCUCCCACUGCUCUUUCAACCAACUCUGUAUCUUUGACCUCCUGCUGCCAGCAGUCACAGCCCAGGGAAAGCUCAAGAGGAUUCAUUCCCCGCGGUACACACAGGAACAGCAUCUUCCCCUCAGGCUGUAUUCCUAAGAUUGAAGUGACAAAAUCUGGGGAGCGUACUCCAAAGAAAGAGAAAAAGAAGAAGACGCAAAAGGGCUACUUGGAACCUCCUAUCUGGAAGUACAAGGAGGCCAAGGAGGAGAAAAAGAGAGAGAAGAAGCAAAAGGAAAAGGAAAAAGAAAAAGAAAAAGAAGAGAAAGAGAAAGAGAAAGAGAAAAAAAAUAAUAAGGCAUCAAAACGUUCAUCAAGCUCAAAAUGA
Molecule: messenger RNA, 1371 nt
Organism: Scomber japonicus (chub mackerel)
Lineage: Eukaryota; Metazoa; Chordata; Actinopteri; Scombriformes; Scombridae
Gene: ankrd33aa
Product: ankyrin repeat domain 33Aa
Exons: 4
Coding region: 1-1371 (456 amino acids)
Molecular function (GO): protein binding
Source: RefSeq, a predicted model, not a curated record